GUUUAUCGAUUUGUCUUCAGCAACUUGCUGGUUAUCGGUAUAACGAUGUUACAUCGAUGUUGCUUCCAGCUCUAAAAGAGGCGGACUGUCGGAUAGCGGAUCUGAUCGGCGACAUGGAUCAAUUCUCGCACGACCUUACACUGGCCCUCGAGGAGACCUCGCUUAUGGACUUGGCCAGUGGCGUCGGUAGGUGGGGCUCGCGUCGCAGGACCCGUUCAACGGGCAAUUUGCCCUGUGCUCCCCAGCCCACAGAGGACUCGUCGAGUAGUCCCACGGACUUGAAUGCCUUGGGCGGCCACCAUGGCCACCAUCAUCACCACCACCACCAUAACCACCCAAGUGCCAACGUGGAUGGCCUGGACACGCAUAAUCUAAAGCUGCCAGCCAGUGAUUCGGAUGAAAAGGCAGCGGCGAUGCUGCCAUUAAGAUUGCCUUUAAAGCUGCCCGUGCGCAUGGGCGCCCUGGAAUCAGAUUCCUUAAACGAGACCACCUUCAGCCCAGCCAGAUUUUACAAACCCAAUUCGCGUCGGAAAAGAAAAAUCAAACGGAUGUCCAUGGAGUUCGAGUUUAGCAAGGAUGCCACGCCUCACUGCUUCACAGAGUCGCCAUUGCAGCCGGGAAUGCUUAGUAGUGGCACCGCCACUGGAACUAUACGUAAACGUUUGCUUAAAGUCGAUGGACACCAUCGAUCGCAUUUGUUUUUUUGUGGAAAACGCAAACGUUCCAAUCGGGACCGGUACCACGAACAUGACACGGGCAAGCUUUUCUCCCUACAGCUGGAGGAGCAGCAUACCCAGCACAACCAAGCACAGAACCAGCAGAGGAUGCGUCCGCGUAGCUACUCCUCAACAUCGAAGCCCUUGAGCGAUCGCCUGUUGCCGCUGAACAAGGGUCUGCUCUCGAAGAUAAACCGAAUGGCUGCCCAGGGACAGCAAACCAAUCAAAAGACUGACAACAAGGAGAAGGAGAAGGAGGUGGAGGGCCAGAUGGAGGAGAUGGAGGAACUGCCCAAGGCGAAGGAUGUGCCCGGUGAAAAUAAUCUAAUAGACGAGGUUUCAACCAACCUGGACUCGUUCAAAAUGGAUACCAUUGUGCCUGUGACCGAUAUUGAUGCCCUGCUGCUCAGCUCGCCACCAACUGCUCCACGGCAGCACUGCAAAAAGUCGCCCGGGCAGGUGAAGGGUCACGGGCAUCGUCGCCGUCGCUUUCAAACUCCACUGGAAGCCCAAUCGCAGUCCAUGGAGUGCAGCGAACUGUACGACUUUAGCUCCAGUUCGUUGAGCUCCAGCUCGGAUAGCGAAGCGGAAGCUGGUUGCCAUCGACGCCAUGAUACGGAUCGCGAGGGUGACGACGAGUUAACCGACUGGCCGGGCAAUGAAUUCGGUCCAGGGGCUCGCUAUGAUCCCAAACGGAAGCUGACCAAGAAGUCGCUGCUGCCACAAAUUCGCUCCGACGACACUAUCGGCGAGGAUGACACUCUAAUGUCGGGCACAGAAGCCGGGGCGGGUGCGAUGGCGGAACCGGCACCACCGCCACCCAAAUCUCCAGCUGUCCAGCUACCAGAAUCUCUGCAAGACUUGUCGCGCUCCGAACCGAUUGAGAUACUGAGUGCCUGCUCGGAAAUGGAAACAAAUGCGGCAGCUCCGCGGCAAAUCGAAAGCGAGAUGUCCGGCGAAACAUCGAAUCCUUUCCUCUCCUCCUCGCCGCCCGGCCAGGCUCAGGGCCAGGAGGUGCGCGAAAUACGUGCUGGUUGCCGGCGCAUCAAUGGCGAACGGCCUGGGUUCAGCAUCAAAUCCGGAGUUAACGAGAGACUGGCCAAAUUCCUGCAGGAUCCACGACAGACCCAAAUACGGUUGCCGGACAUCGAGCUCUACGAACCGGAUAGCUUGUCCAACCUGGCCACGCUCUACUCCUUGACCAUGGCCAUGGAGCAGGGCUGCACAGUGCUGACAAAGACCAGGAACACCACCCAGUCGGUGAGUGUGGAUCAUAAUCAGCGAGGAGCUGCUCUGCAACCGCGUCCCGAUCUCUUUGGUGACUUCAAGCGGCGCUGUUAUGGCGAGGAGGACGCCCCGGAAGACCAGGCCCAGCAGCAGUCGGAGAAAUGAGACACGGCCUUCAAGGCGACAAAACGACUUGACCAAUCCCCAGCGGCAUAGACUCAUCCUCCCCGCGGAGUACAACUCCCAAGGAGCUAUGCUGCUCGGGGUGGAAGAACUCGAUAGAGACCUAAAACCAGACAGAAAAUAAGAGCUUUUAGCGUGUGCGUUUUUUUUUUUUUAUUUUUGUGUAUUGUAUUGUGAGAAAAAAAAAAUCUGUUGUAUCGGUCCGUGUAUAUAGGGAAACUAAAUUGGAAUUUUUAGGACGAGGCUCCGGUCGAGAUUUUGAAAUCGGCUUGGUGGUCGUCGCCACUGUACAAAAUAUUAAUUUUUAACUUGUUCCAUAAGAAGUAAAGUGAAUACGAAGAUAAUAUAAUUAUUAAAAAAAAAAAAUAUAUAUAUAUAUAUGUGUGAGAAUAACCGAAG
Molecule: messenger RNA, 2525 nt
Organism: Drosophila ananassae
Lineage: Eukaryota; Metazoa; Arthropoda; Insecta; Diptera; Drosophilidae
Exons: 5
Coding region: 57-2108 (683 amino acids)
Source: RefSeq, a predicted model, not a curated record